UGAGGAGGUGCAUGAGUAGAGAGGCAGGAGACCAGAGACAAGUUUCCCCCUGACCUGAUCGCCUAUAGACAAGAUGAGGGCUGCACUGCUGCUGCUGUUAUUCGCUCUCAUCACCGCUGUGGCUGGAGGGAAAAACAAAGAGAAAAACAAACCCUCCCAGUAUGGGUCAGAAUGCACCGACUGGCGCUAUGGCAACUGUGUGCCUAGCAACGGAGACUGUGGAGCAGGAUUUAGAGAGGGGUCAUGUGACCAGCAGACCAACAAGAUGAAAUGUAAAGUACCAUGCAACUGGAAAAAAGACUUCGGAGCUGACUGUAAAUAUCGGUUUGGCAGUUGGGGAGAUUGUGAUCCGGGCUCCGGCUCAAGAACCCGAACAGGGACAUUGAAGAGGGCUCUCUACGAUGCAGAGUGUCAACAGACUAUUUCUGUGUCCAAACCGUGCCAGGGAAAACCAAGAAAGCAAACAAAGGCUAGACUGACGAGCUCACUGCUGGAUGUUUCUCAGUCUCAGUCGAGAAGAAGGAACUCUUUGGCCUCAGCUUUAGUCACGAGCAGUUAAUAGUUGAUUUGUUGUGUUUUUUUUUGUGAGUGUGUGGAAUGUAGUUAUUAACGCCACCAUGAUCAGUUAGCAGCUUCUACAUUAACCUGAUUUACAUCUGACUUCACUUCAUUAACUUUCCUAUAUGAUCGAUAGAAUAUUUGCCAACAUGAAAACAAAAUAUGUAUUUUUUGUCUUGUAAGCAGGUGUAAAUAAGUUUUCUAUUUAAUUGAGGACUGUUUCAUGAGCGCCCUCUUAGUGAAUUCAAUACAAUACUGGUCUACUGAGUGUAACCCUACAGUUGUGAAAAUUAACCAAGAAGAUAUAAAACGGCCUAAAUGACUUCGCUCUAACGCCAACUUGACUUUUGGAGAAUGGAAAAAUCUCCUUAGCCUCUGUCCAGCACUUUUGUGUAUUGAGUUGUAACAAACAUUUGCCCCUGGUUCCACA
Molecule: messenger RNA, 988 nt
Organism: Paralichthys olivaceus (Japanese flounder)
Lineage: Eukaryota; Metazoa; Chordata; Actinopteri; Pleuronectiformes; Paralichthyidae
Source: RefSeq, a predicted model, not a curated record